UGUGUAUUCUAUUUUUCUUAAUCUCGAAGUAAUCGGCAAAAGAAUUUAGUCUGGCUUUAAUUCAAAGAUUUUUUAGAAAUUCUAAAAAUAUAUUUCAUUUUACAUCAAUAAGAAGUAUAACUGAUUUUUAUAAUAUGGAGGCAAGACAUUUAGAAAAUCCGUUUCCAGACUAUGAUGGUGGUAAAGAAAGAUUAGAAGUUAAUAGCGAAAAAGUAAGAAAUUUGAUAUGUGAUUAUGUUGACGCUAUUUUGGAAAAUACGAAACCGGGUUCAGCAGAUGAGGAUACAAGAGGUGAUCUUUAUGUUGGAAAUGCAGGUAUAGCCUACAUGUUCUAUAAACUUGCGAAAUCUAAUCAUACGGGAGAUUUGUAUCCAGCAUUAGAUCAUGCCCAAGGUUAUAUAAGAAACUCUAAAGCAAAUGCAUUGCGUUAUAAAAAGCGAGCCGAUGAAAGGGUAGCAUUUCUUUGCGGAAAUUCUGGAAUUUAUGCCGUUUCUGCUGCUGUAUCUCAAGCAGUUGGUGAUCAACGUCAACUUACUGAAGAUGUAAAUAAUUUUUUGGCUGGCUACGAACCUGCAUUACAAAUUGCUUUUACAAGACAUGGAUGCGAUGAAGUUCUUGUUGGUAGAGCCGGUUAUUUAACAGGUUGCUAUUGGUUAAAUGACAUCUUGAAAACAAAAGCUGUAUCGGACGAUAAACUUGAAACAAUUUGCAAAGUUGUUAUUGAGAGUGGAAGACAAUAUUCAAAGGAGACGAGAGCACCUUUACCGUUGAUGUAUCAAUAUCAUGGUACUGAGUAUUUAGGUGCUGCUCAUGGGUUAAGUGCUAUUCUCCACGUUUUACUGGAUUCUCCGUGGUUUAAAAGUGAUCUUUCGAAAGUGCCGUCAGACAUCUUAAAUGAUGUAAAAGCAUCGGUUGAUUUUUACUUAAGUUUACAAGAUGCAGAGGGCAAUUUUCCAGUUGCUUUAGAAGAUUUGAAGCGUGGGAGAGAAAAACGUUUGGUACAUUGGUGUCAUGGUGCACCGGGAGCGGUAUAUCUUUUAGCUAAAGCAUAUUUAAUAUUUAAAGAAGACAAAUAUUUGAGAGCAUGUAAAAAAGCAUCUGAUUUGGUAUGGCAAAAAGGAUUAUUAAGAAAAGGACCUGGUAUUUGUCAUGGGGUAGCUGGAAGCGGAUACGUAUUUUUGUUGCUUUAUAGAUUAACUGAAGAAGAAAAAUAUUUAUACCGUGCAGUUAAAUUUAUGGAAUAUCUUACUAAUUCUGAAUUUAAAUUGAAGGCUAGAAUACCAGAUAGACCAUUCAGUUUAUAUGAAGGUGUUGCUGGAACUGUUUGUUUCUUGAUAGAUCUUUUAGAUCCGAAAAACGCACAUUUUCCGUUUAUGGAAGUUUUCCAUUGAAUUUUCAAAUAGCUUUUGUAUAUUAUGAGCUUUAAAUUUUCUGAGUGAAUGAUUUACCUUUAAAAUAUUAAUAAAACAAAAUAAAAAAAGUCUGAUACAGAAAACAUUUAUAUUUGAUACAUGUAGAUGUGUAAGAAUUAAAUUAUAAAUAUGAAUAUACUCGCAACAAGAAAAUUCGCUUUGUAAGGCUUUGGUUUGUACUUAUGUAGUAUAUUGGGAAAAAGUUUGUUUGGCUUCGCAUAUGAAAUGAAAUCAACAUUGUACCUUCUAUAUAUAGUCAAAAUAUUUGAUCAAAAUUUUGAAAGAAAUUAACUUAUUAUAUUCGAUAAUUAUUAUUAUGUAGAAUUAUAAUCUCAAUAUUAAAUUAUGAUCUUUUAUGAUAAUAAUAUUUCAUUUAAUAAAGUUUAACCUUAAUUGUCAUUAGCUAAAA
Molecule: messenger RNA, 1821 nt
Organism: Condylostylus longicornis
Lineage: Eukaryota; Metazoa; Arthropoda; Insecta; Diptera; Dolichopodidae
Product: lanC-like protein 3 homolog
Exons: 2
Coding region: 135-1391 (418 amino acids)
Biological process (GO): peptide modification; carbohydrate metabolic process
Cellular component (GO): plasma membrane
Source: RefSeq, a predicted model, not a curated record